Engraulis encrasicolus (European anchovy) is the source of this 1154-nucleotide messenger RNA. Its product is annotated as kidney mitochondrial carrier protein 1-like. Gene Ontology annotation, molecular function: transmembrane transporter activity. NCBI's taxonomy places the organism in Eukaryota, Metazoa, Chordata, Actinopteri, Clupeiformes, Engraulidae. Bases 136 to 1008 code for a protein of 290 amino acids. Gene Ontology annotation, biological process: transmembrane transport. The transcript is spliced from 9 exons. The record is from RefSeq and is a predicted model, not a curated record.
CACACACAGAAGCCAGACAGGGCUGCUGUAUUCGGUCUCUCACACACUGAAAUUAUACACACUCGGACAUUUAUUCUCUCUCUCUCUCAGCGUGUGCGCAGUGUAGUGCAUCAGAUAUCUCUUCUCUCCUCCACAAUGUCAAAUGCAAACUGGAAACCUUUUAUCUUCGGAGGCCUUGCUUCGGUGACUGCAGAAUGUGGUACAUUCCCCAUCGACUUGACCAAGACGCGUCUGCAAGUCCAAGGCCAAGUCGCCGACAUGAAGUACAAGGAGAUCCGGUACCGGGGCAUGCUUCACGCGAUGUCGCGGAUCUGCAAUGAGGAAGGAAUCCGGGCGCUGUACUCGGGUAUCGCUCCUGCGAUGCUUCGUCAGGCCUCCUAUGGCACCAUUAAGAUCGGCACCUACCAGACAUUCAAGAGGCUGCUGGUGGACAGCCCAGACGAUGAGACCUUGUUGACUAACGUGGUGUGUGGAGUCUUCUCCGGCGUCAUCUCCUCCUCUAUAGCCAACCCCACUGACGUCCUCAAGAUCCGCAUGCAGGCUCAGGGCCACCUGAUUCAGGGCAGCAUGAUCGGAAACUUCAUCAACAUCUACAACCAGGAAGGAACACGAGGACUCUGGAAGGGCGUCUCCCUGACAGCCCAGAGGGCGGCCAUCGUGGUGGGGGUGGAGCUUCCUGUCUAUGACAUCACCAAGAAGCACCUCAUCCAAUCAGGAUACAUGGGAGACAACAUCUACACCCACUUCCUUUCCAGCUUCACGUGUGGCUUGGCGGGUGCGUUGGCCUCCAACCCGGUCGACGUGGUGCGAACGCGCAUGAUGAACCAGGCGGGGGCGCUAGAGGGCUGUGGGGGAUACAAGGGCACACUGGACUGCCUGCUACAGACGUGGCGUUCGGAGGGCUUCUUGGCGCUCUACAAGGGAUUCUUCCCCAACUGGCUGCGGCUGGGACCAUGGAACAUCAUCUUCUUCAUCACUUACGAGCAGCUGAAGAAGAUGGAUGUGUAGUCAGCUGACGAGGAAGAGGAGGAUGAAGAAGAUGAAGAUGAGGACCAAAAGAGGAGGAGAGAGAAACGGAAAGAAGUGAGAGACAGCGGAAGAGGAGAAGUGACAUCAGGUCUUUAGAAGAGUCCCGCCUCAUAGCGGAGGGAGGA